Messenger RNA from Hyaloperonospora brassicae, 1059 nucleotides. The record is from the annotation of a GenBank genome assembly. Lineage: Eukaryota; Oomycota; Peronosporomycetes; Peronosporales; Peronosporaceae.
AUGACGUUUUCCAUGCCGCUCACGGGGGCCAAGAAGGGUGUCAAGAACUCGUCCAAUGCGCCCGUUGCGUCGCGGCAGAAGCAGUACGGCCUCGUGCUCCCGAAAGCGAACGCGAAAAAGACGGAACUCGUCUCGGCUUGUAGUGCGUUUGCUAGUGCCGCCGCUGCGACCAAUCGCACAGAAGAAAAACAGGACAGCGAGCACGACGUUCGUCUUCGAGUAGGCGCUGAAGCAGCCCACGGUCUGCAGCAAAGCCGAGUGGACCGAGUGCGGGCUCAAGCGCUGGCGGAAGACGCGUCGGUCUUUGACUAUGACGGCGUCUACGACGAGAUGAAGACCGAGAGGGAGAGGAAAGCUCUGGACAGAAAGGAGCAGCGACAUGCUGACAAGGAGAAGCCCAAGUACAUUGGUACGCUCUUGCAACAGGCCAAGAUUCGCGAGGUGGAGAACGAACGAAUUCGGGAGCGACGACUGCUACGUGAGCGACAAGCGGACGAUGCGCUCUAUGGUGACAAGGAGAAGCUCGUGUCUGCAUCGUACAAACGAAAGCUGAAGGAGAUGCAAAAUUGGGACGCAGAAGAUGCGCGUCUCGCUGCAUUGGAAGAGCGCGAGGACGUCAUGAAACAGGGCGAGCAUGCAAUGGCAAGUUUCUACGCCAAUUUGAACAAAAACAUUGCCAUGGGCGGCACAAUGACCAACGCACGGAGCGCUUACACGGUGAAAGGAGCUCGAAGUGCACAUGUGAUGCGUGAAGAACCGACAAGAGCAGAGCAAGGUGGUGGUGGUGUUGAUGGACACGACAGUGAAUCCGUGAAGGCGUGUCACGAAGUUGAGGCUGAGAAACCGAGUGGCACAGAAUUACUUGACAACAAUCAGACUGUAUGCGUGCGUAACGCUGUGCCUCUACAGGAGGAGAUUGAUGCCACGACUGACGCUCCAGCGCCACCACGAUGCAUCCAAGAGGAGACAAAACCGAGCAAGGAGGACGCAAUUGCCGCAGCAAGGGCACGCUUUUUGGCACGAAAGGCACAGCGGAAGUCGCCAAGCUGUCAACAGUGA